CACUCUUUCCUGCAUGUAGCUAGCUCCUCACCUAGCAGUGAGUGUCCUCCGGUGUCAUUGUGAUCAGGUUGACUGAUUUGAUUUUAGGGUUUGCUUAUUUACAGAUUGCAUCAUGGUUGGCUAUACAGCGGACGAGAAACUCCGCGUCGAUCAACUAACCACUCUAAGAAGAAAAUGGUUGAAGGACCAGGAACUUAGUACCAGGGAACCUGUGGUUGAACCCAAACCGCUCGGCCGCAUUCAGAAAUUCUGGGCAGGCUUUUUGGAGCCUAAGAGCUUGUGGAGACUUUAUACGUUCAAAGCCUAUAACGCUGGUGCUUUCGCCGUUACACGAGUGCUGAUUCCUGCUUGGAUUGUGCACUACUAUGUCAAAUACCACGUUUCUACACUGCCAUAUGGUGUUGUUGCUUUGAAGCCCAGACUGUUUCCAGGUGACACUGUUUUGGAGACCGGAGAAGUUGUUCCUCCCCUUCCUGAAGCUGAGGACCAUGGACAUCACUGAAAAACAGCAGAUGUGAUCAAAACCUUGAUUUGUCUUCAUUGUACAAAUUUAAUGUAUAUAUAUAUGUCAUUAAAGAUAUUCUAGCUGAUCUUA
Messenger RNA from Alosa alosa (allis shad), 595 nucleotides. It is a transcript of the gene ndufb6, whose product is annotated as NADH:ubiquinone oxidoreductase subunit B. The record is from RefSeq and is a predicted model, not a curated record. The transcript is spliced from 4 exons. Gene Ontology annotation, biological process: mitochondrial ATP synthesis coupled electron transport; mitochondrial electron transport, NADH to ubiquinone. NCBI's taxonomy places the organism in Eukaryota, Metazoa, Chordata, Actinopteri, Clupeiformes, Clupeidae. Bases 113 to 502 code for a protein of 129 amino acids.